Molecule: messenger RNA, 1754 nt
Organism: Anneissia japonica
Lineage: Eukaryota; Metazoa; Echinodermata; Crinoidea; Comatulida; Comatulidae
Product: surfeit locus protein 1-like
Exons: 7
Coding region: 4-786 (260 amino acids)
Biological process (GO): mitochondrial respiratory chain complex IV assembly
Cellular component (GO): membrane; mitochondrion
Source: RefSeq, a predicted model, not a curated record
AACAUGCGAUCCCAUGGUGGCCGAUGCUAUUCGAAAGAAAGUAAAUCCAGUGGCAAGGGUCAGCCAACAUAUGGGAAUUUACUGCUUGGUAUUCCUGUUAUAACGUUUUGCUUGGGGACAUGGCAAGUUCAAAGGAGAAAGUGGAAGCUAGGCCUAAUUGAAGAAUUGCAGGCAAAAACUACAGCUACACUUGUUCCCCUGCCUUUAAACCAUGCAGAACUGAAAGAGUUGGAGUGUUGCAGAGUGAAAGUAAGAGGUACAUUUGAUCAUUCUAGUGAGGUGUACUUGAUGCCGAGGCAGCUGAAUUGCACAUCAAGUGAGAACCCAGGAGGGGGAAUAUUUUCUUCUCAUGGUGAAUCUGGAGUACAAGUGAUUACUCCAUUUCAUUGCACAGAAUUAGGGACAACAAUUUUGGUGAAUCGAGGGUGGGUUCCCCGGAAUCGAGUAAACCCAGAAACAAGGUCAGGUGGACAAAUAUUUGAUGAGGUGGAGGUGGUCGGUUUUGUCAGGUCAACCGAAAAGAGAGCACCAUUUAUGCCAAAUAAUGAUGAGAAAAAUAAUCGCUGUCACUUUCGUGAUCAUGAGGCUAUGGCGGCAUAUGUAGGGGCGGUGCCUAUAUUAAUUAACAAUGAUCUUGAAAGCAGUGUUCCUGGAGGGCCAAUUGGUGGUCAGACACGUGUUAAACUGCGUAAUGAACAUCUUCAAUAUAUUAUAAAAUGGUAUAGUUUGUCCAUAGCCACAACAUUGCUUUGGUAUUAUGGAAUAUUUAGAAAAAGAAAAGUGUAGUCUGUGAAAACACCCUGAUUAUUAUCAAAAAAUAUUGGAGAAAUAAUUAUAGUAGUGGUGGUUGUUCUGCUAUUGAACUUAUUUGACAGCCCAGUUGAAUACAUACAGUACUGCAAGACCACAGCUUUUGCCUUAAUCAACUGGCAGUGUACAUGGUGUACUUCAUAUUGAUACCCAGCAGGCAAUGAUAAAGUCGUCAGAUGAUGUACAUGAGACAACAGAUCACUGUGUGCCAGACAGGCCCUAUAAGAAUCAUCACCAUGUUGCUAUGACAUGUUGACUGUACGUACACCAGUGUACAUACCAAAACAAUUGUACAUGUUGCCAGGUUUUUGUUUGUCAGGAUCAAUAAAUCUGCAACAAACUUUAGUGAACUGUUUGGGAGCCAAGUCUAACUAUAAAUCGAUCACCUCUUUGUAUUAAAAGAGAGAAAACAAAACUAUUGCUUCAGGUGUACUUACCGAAACAACUGUACAUGUUUCCUGGUUUAUGUUUGUCAGGAUCAAUAAAUCAGGAAUGAACUUUAGAGAACUGUUAGGUAGCCAAGUCUAACUAUAAAUCGAUCACCUCUUUCUAUGAUUAUUAAAAGAUACAAAAAAAUCUAUUGCUUCAGGUACAUACUGAAACAACUGUACAAGUUGUCAGGGUUUUUUUUUUAAAUACCACGAUUACCACCAUCAAUAUUAUAAUAUGAACUAGUAACAAUUUCAACUUAUCUGUACCUAUUCUCGAACUGAGUUUUGGGCAACCAUCAAUCAAGUUUUUCCACAAACUUCCAGGCAUUCUUUGUAAAAGAAUUUUGAAGAAUUUAUAUGUGUUUGGUGCGUUAUAUUAUACUGUACAUUAAAUAUAUAAUUUAUUAUAAUGAGUUUUGAACGACAUUGUAUUCAAAACUGCUUACAUAAAAUUUUGUGUUUGACGAAAUAAUAAUAAUCGUAUCAAAUUAUAUUUAAAAUGAAACUAGUAAA